GCAGGCCGAGGGGAAGCCUGGUCAAUCUCGCAGCAAGGCGGAGGGCAAGAGGAGGAAAACUCAACGCUUACGAUGUCGAUGAUGAGAUCCGGCUUGCGAGCCACCGGCGCUCUUUUUCGCCGGCGGAUGAAUGGCGCCGCCGGCAAACCCCUGGCAUCGAACAAGAGGCGUUUCGCCUCAUCCACCCAUGAUGAUGAAUACGAGACGGCGAAGUGGGAGAAGAUAACGUACCUUGGAAUCACUGUCUGCACGAUCCUGUCGAUCUAUCACCUCUCUAGUGGUCACGAACACCAUCCUGAACCCCCGGCGUACCCCUAUCUGCACAUUCGUAACAAGGAGUUCCCCUGGGGUCCUGAUGGGUUAUUCGAGAGGAAGCACCAUGAUCAUUAAUGAAUAUGCAAGAGUUGGUAUUAUUUAUGUAUUUUCCAGCAUGAGCUACAAACUCUCUUGGAUCAACCUUUUUCUGAGUACUGUAACAUGGUCAAAAUAAUGUUAUUGAAUCUAAAAUAUUUGUCCAGCUGACGUUAUAUACGUGCUGCUUCUGCUGCUUUGUGCGCUAACUAAAAGUCUUAAAUGGAUUCUGCAUUGAUCUAUUAGAACCUGUUGUUGCAACAA
Molecule: messenger RNA, 615 nt
Organism: Phalaenopsis equestris
Lineage: Eukaryota; Viridiplantae; Streptophyta; Magnoliopsida; Asparagales; Orchidaceae
Product: cytochrome c oxidase subunit 6a, mitochondrial
Exons: 4
Coding region: 73-390 (105 amino acids)
Biological process (GO): mitochondrial electron transport, cytochrome c to oxygen
Cellular component (GO): mitochondrial inner membrane
Molecular function (GO): enzyme regulator activity
Source: RefSeq, a predicted model, not a curated record